AUGCGUCGCCAAGUUUUCUCCCUUCUGGCUGCGUUCGCUCUCGGUGGUUUCGAGCUGGUGGCUGCUAACACAGUCAUUGUAAAUGACGAUGUCGUCCAUGUUGAACGACCCCGUUACUACUUCCCUCAAAAUGUCAAGCGAACUGUCACCAAUAACACCUCCAAAAACACCGACACAGACACCGUGAGCAACGUCGCCAGUCUUCCGAUUAGCUCAACAGACACUUUGUCAUCUGUCUCGUCAUCAGCUACCCCGGCACCAAAGGAAGUCGUAGUGGUCAUUUCAAUCGACAGCACAGGACACCGUCAUACUGUAACCACUACUACUCGUGAUGGCGCGCCUACUGACCCAGCCACUACCACUAGUACCGGUGCGGACGACUACGUGCCCAGCGAUACUUCCGCCUCGGCCCCAGCUUCGACAACGGCCGCCGCCGUAAGCAGCAGCAACAGCGCGGCUGCUACGGUCGUGACUUCAUCUACCGCCCAGCCCACUAGCACUUCGUCAGCUGGUCUCCUUGGAGGUAUUGGUGGUGACGUUUCUUCGCUCGUUGGUGCUUUGGCCGGCUCUACCAGUUCGACACUUGCCAACAGUGAUACUUCCAGUGCCACCGCUUCUACAACACCCGUGACCCAGGCUUCGGCUGCCUCAUAUACUAGCGGCUCAACUGCCAGCAGCACGUCAUCCAACGACGCCGGCCUACUGGGCAUUGUAUUUGGCACAUCUACUUCGACUGCAUCGAGCGUUAGCGCCAGCGCUGCCGCCGUUUCUCUCGCCUCUGGCGUGUCUAGUUCGACUGCCUCAGCCAGCUCAACUGACCCAGGCCUGCUCGGUAUUCUAUUCGGAACUACAUCAUCAACUCCGGGCGCCAGCGCUGCUGCUACUAUCGCGACUACCGUUUCUUCUGGCGCAUCUUCAGCAAGUGGCUCAUCUGCUACUGACAUUUCAUCAACUGACCCAGGUCUGCUCGGUAUCGUCUUUGGAACUACUACAUCUACCCCGAGUGCCAGCGCUGCCGCUACUACUGUAGCUUCUCGCGUGUCUGGCAGUCUGACUGCCUCGGCUGCUAGCAGCUCAUCCACUGACCUUCUUGGUGUUGUUGGCGCUCUCUUGGGAGAUUCUUCAUCGACUACCCCGAGCACCAGUGCUGCCGCUGCCGCUACUACUGUCGCUUCUGGCGUGUCUGGCAGUCUGACUGCCUCAGCUGCUAGCAGCUCAUCUACUGACCUUCUUGGUGUCGUUGGUGCUCUCUUGGGAGAUUCUUCAUCAACUACCCAAAGCGCCAGUGCUGCUGCUGCUACAUCUGUCGCUUCUCGCGUAUCUGGCAGUCUGACUGCCUCGGCUGCAAGCAGCUCAUCCACUGACCUUCUUGGUGUUGUUGGCGCUCUCUUGGGAGAUUCUUCAUCGACUACCCCAAGUGCUAGUGCUGCUGCUGCCGCCGCUACCACUGUCGCUUCUCGCGUGUCUGGCAGUCUGACUGCCUCGGCUGCAAGCAGCUCAUCUACUGACCUUCUUGGUGUCGUUGGUGCUCUCUUGGGAGACUCUUCAUCGACUUCCUUGAUCGCUAGUGCUACUGAUGCUUCUGCGGCUCUGACUGCUAUCACCCCUGGAACAGCGACAAACACCUAUCUGCCAGCCAUCAGCCCAACUGCUAGCCCUGCGCCUACUGGUCUCGUAGGUGUAGUGGGCUCUCUGCUGGGAGAUUCCUCGACUACCCCAGCCGCUACGGCCAUCGCAUCUUCUGGAAUCGCGCUGAGUGCCACCGCAUCUUCUGCCGCCACUGCGUCCACUGAUACCGGGCUCAUUGGCGCUCUCCUUCCCGGAAUUUCUGCAUCGAGUACUGCGGACAUCACCACUACCGGUCUUCCUACGGCAACCAGUCCUGCGUCGGCCCCUGCCGCUGUCACCUCCACCGGUGAUGCUCUUAGCAGCUUCCUGGCUGGUGUUACAUCUCCAAUUGGCAGCACUGUCGCUAGCCUGACUGACGAAAACACAAGUACUGGUCUCGCCCCUAUUCCCUCACCAGCUGGAAGCGGUCCUGCGAAGUCACCUGGCGCCAGUGGUGCCGUUACUGCCACUGGAACAGCAACAGCACCCACCGCUACUAACUCCAUUGGAGUAAUUCCUGUGCCUCACUCUCCUGGCACCGAGACUACCCCUGGCUCUAUUCCCACGCCUACCGGUGCUGUCGAUACUUCGGCCUUUGCUUCACCAACUGUCACUCCUGUCACCCAAACAACGGCCGAGUCCACUUCGACUCCUGCUGUUGUCGUAGCACCGGUCCCUACUACUACGGAAUCUCCCAAGGAGAUCCCCACUGAGACCUCCACCUCAUCUGACUCGGGCAACUGGAUGCCAUCUAGCAUUCUGAUACUUCCAGCCACUACUCCUUCUGAGAACACCGGAUCCAGCACUGGUACUUCCAGCACCGCCUCGAGCGAGCCCACUCAGCUUCCUGGCUCGAUUACGCCGGCAACAAGUGUGACCGAGGCCCCUGCUGACUCGAUGUUGCUUCAGUUCGGAUUUGACGGCAGCCUGCCUUGGUCCUUUGUGGCGACUACCGCUCUGUCCUCGUCUCAGAUCUUCCAGUACGUUCCCGAGGCUCUUGCACAUGCCCUGCCAACAUAUGGAUCCACGGCCACCAUGUUCGCUCUCGAGCCCUACUACAAUUGGCAGAAGACUGGGUACAACUCUACCCUUGCUAUCUUCUACUUCCCUCGUGCGGGCUAUGAGGAGCUUCUGGCUCAGCACAACAACCCCAACUCAGCCCUCUACACCGAGGCACAGAGCGAUACUGUUAGAUCCCUCAUGUCCAUGAUUGAUUCCACCAUUCCUCUCGAGUUCAAUGGCAACUACCCCACAGGUAGCGGCAGUUCAUCCUCCGGUUCCACUGAUAGUGCUAGCGGCAGCAGCACCAGCACCAGCACCAACUCCAACGUCAAUGGAGGCUCUGCAUCUACAUCCAAGGCUAAGGCUAGCUCUGUUGGCAUCGGAGUCGGUGCUGUCGCCGGUGCGGCUGCCUAUGGUGCUGGUAUGUUCUGGAUCGCUCGUCGUUACCGCAAGAGAAAGCAACUGCACCAGCGCUCCAGCUCCACAGCCAUGAGCCAUGGUUCCGUUGGCUCCGUCUUCGCUACCGGUGGUCGCUUGUCUGGUAGCCAGCGUACUGGUCGUUCCCAGAUGAUCAGUGCCCCUGUCAUGGCAGAGAAUUCACUAGGAUGGAACUAA
Molecule: messenger RNA, 3225 nt
Organism: Penicillium taxi
Lineage: Eukaryota; Fungi; Ascomycota; Eurotiomycetes; Eurotiales; Aspergillaceae
Product: putative mucin family signaling protein Msb2
Exons: 1
Coding region: 1-3225 (1074 amino acids)
Biological process (GO): signal transduction involved in filamentous growth; osmosensory signaling pathway via Sho1 osmosensor; hyperosmotic response
Cellular component (GO): plasma membrane; site of polarized growth; extracellular region
Molecular function (GO): osmosensor activity
Source: RefSeq, a predicted model, not a curated record